CUCCUGGGGAGUUCAUCCGGCCCUGGUUGAAAUAACCUCUUUGAAAGUUCAGGUCCUGUAGACCACGUUUUUUUUUUCGUGUGUCUCGGUGUCUUUUACGGCUGUACUUUGACCUGAAGUAAAUCCAGAGCUAAAAUCGAGGAAAAAGCUGAUCUUUUCGUCCUCGCCCCGGUUGUGUUUGGAACUUUUUAAACUUCCUCAGAGCUUCUCCUCCGCUGACACUACCAGGACCGAUAGCCGUCAAACUCCGAUCUGUGCAACUCUUCUCAUCAUGCAGCUGGUGAUCCGUCGGUAUCGUCCCUCAGACAAGGACACAGUACUGACCCUGUUCAGCGUCGGCAUCCGGGAGCACAUCGGUCCAUGUUUCCGUAACGCCAUGACCAGCCCUCUCUACCUGUCCAUCGGCCUGGCUCUGUGUGUUGCUGGAUACCUCCUUGGCUCUGUGUUGGGGGCUGUGCUGUUACCUGCAGUCUGGAUGGGCCUCAUCUACUACUGCUCUUACCAGAUCUAUGACAGCUAUGUCAGAGAGAGACUUCGGACGGACAUGCAGGACAUCCCUGGAAACUAUCUGAGCAGACCAGAUGACUGUUUCUGGGUGGCUGAGGCUGAGGUUGAUGGGAGGCCGCAGGUUCUCGGUAUGGUGGCUGUAAUGGCCAAACAUAGCGGGAAGGAAAAACACGGGGAGCUGUUCAGAAUGAUCAUCUCACAGCAGUGCAGACGUCUGGGUCUGGGCCUCAGGUUGGCUCAUACUGUGAUUGAUUUCUGUAAGGAACGAGGCUUCUCCAAGGUGGUUCUGGAGACGAGCUCCACCCAGAUGGCUGCUGUGGCCCUGUACAACAAACUGAGGUUCAGCGUUGUGGUCUCACACACGAAAACUGAGGCUGCCUCCUGGGUUGUAUCACUGGCCAGAGUCACAGUUUUGAGAAUGGAAAAACACCUGUAAACCUAAAGUACCUCUGACCUAUGGAUGUUAUGUUCCUGUUCUGUUCCUCUGACAGUAGUUGACGCUUUUGGAUUGAUGAUACUUCACUGAGAACAUUAUAGGUUAAGAGUCACACCAAAACACUUUAGGGGCUUUUCCACUAGCACUUACUCGGCUUGACUCGACUCAGUUUAGGUCGUUUUCAAUAACAAUUGCAGUGUUUUCUCUACAUUAAUUUAGGAGUGGCGGCCUGCCAUUCUUAAAUCCUCGCCGGCGCUCCUUCAAAUUUCUUUUUUUUUUUUUUUGUUGUCGCAAAUACACCACCGCCGCAUGUCUCCACUUUCACAGCAGUGAGUUGACUACUCGCGAGUACUGAGGUAAACUACAGAUAACUAUCUUGCUCAGUAUCUACUCUUUGAGGGGUAGAUACAAUGUUAAUUGCUCACAGGAGUGCAGUCUUGAAAGUGGUGAGAGAGUCAAAGGAGUGUCGUCUUGGAAAAUAGGGCAGCGACUUACCAGAGAAAAGUUAUAAGCUCAAGAUAGCUCAUAACAGAUUCUACGAGUUAAACAGACAUUCACAAAGUAUUGAUGUCCAGCUAACGUUCUGUUACGGUAGCUUACAUUAAUUGGCUUAAUUAGUGUCGCUAACGUGAGUAAACUAUUGAUAGCAUUAAGCUAAUGUCUACACGCCAUGAUGUAACUGCUGAAUGCAUUUUCAGAUGAGCUUGUUAAAUAUUUUCUUUUUAAUUUUUACGUUCGUCCUUUAAAAAGCCAUUUUCAAAUGACCAUUCAAUAAAUAGGUUGUACAAGUAAAAUCUGCAGCCAAGUGUUGCUUGAUUACGUCGCCACGGCUUCCUGAGAGCCUGCCACCGCUGCUGAAAAAAACCCUAGAGGAAACACUGCAAUUGAGAACCGCCUCAUCGUGGGUGGAGUCGCCAUAGCACGGUGGCCCGACCAGCGAGGUGAUGGUACACCUGCUGCUCGGUCUGUGGCUUUUUGUCAGAUUCAGAGUAAAAGAAGAGAAUCAGAGAAAGCUGAGGGCGCUGAGGAUAUGAGGAUACGCUAAUGGUAGUUCGCUACAGUUAUCGUACAUCAGUCCUGUGUACAACCCUGUAACGGCUGCAGUUUAUCGCUAUUAGGUAUUAAAAUAUGUAUGCUGUGUAGUGUCGUCACUCCCUGUCCAAUCACUGUCUUGCGCUCUGUAGACGUCACAUUAUCGGCUCUACUCAGCUCGCUUGGAACCCCGUAGGAACUAAAAUAGAACCUGCUACCAAGUAGUACGUCCUAAUGGAAAACCUCACAAACCGAGUAGAGUCGAGCCGAGUCGAGCCAAAUCGGUGCUAGUGGAAAAGCGCCAUAUGUUCUAGAUAUAAACCAAGAAGUAACAAUCAAUUCAUAGGUUUGCACAUUUCAUUCAGCUGCUCUUAUGAGCUCACUGGAGCCUGAUUCAGUCACUUUUCACUGCUGUACUGUGUGUGGAUGUUUUUAAACAAGGGGCAAGUACUGUAUUUUCUUCUCACAUUCUUACUUUUAAUUGUUUUAAUACAGAAAAAAAUCUGGAAUAGACAUUUUUAACACUGAAAGGCAUCGGCUUUCACUGCAAAACAUUCUCAGUUGCUUGCUUACGCCGACAGCUCCAAGUCUGAUUUAUCAGAGCUUUUAGAAAAACUCAACCAUUCCAGUCACACUUUUAACUUGAAUGCUGAACAUUCAAGUUACAAACUGGUAGUUAUGGCAACACUGAUAUGUCAUUAAUGUAACACAAGGCUGAGCUGGAAUUGGACUAACAUCUCCCAACCAGAUGGUGAAACAAGACCAGCAGAAACUUGAGAAGUAAUAGGCAUGGUGAGUGUACUGUUACACCAAACUGCAGUUUACAGUCAAGAACAUUUAGUUUAGAGAUAGUUAACGCUGUCUAGUGAUUGUUCAUUGUAGCAGGUGCUUCUAAAAUAAUCUUUUUUCACAGAAGACAUUCCCAUUAAACACAUUCUUAAAAAGUCUUGAAAGAUCAUUUGUUUGAUUUUUAAUGUUUAGGGAUUAGAAAGUCGUAUUUUUAAACCAUGAAAGCUACAUUUGGAGAUGAAGCCUGUAUGCCAUAAUAUUGGACUUAAAAUCUACCAGAAGUGAUCACAUAAAGUUUAGUUUCAGACGUGAACAUUUUGAUGAUUAUAUUAUUGAUUUCACAUGUGUUUGAUUACAUGAGGAUACAUGUCCAUAUUGAAAAUAAAUAAAUCAAAGUUAA
Messenger RNA from Acanthochromis polyacanthus (spiny chromis), 3164 nucleotides. Its product is annotated as N-acetyltransferase 8-like. The record is from RefSeq and is a predicted model, not a curated record. Bases 272 to 943 code for a protein of 223 amino acids. NCBI's taxonomy places the organism in Eukaryota, Metazoa, Chordata, Actinopteri, Pomacentridae. Gene Ontology annotation, molecular function: N-acetyltransferase activity. The transcript has 2 exons.